UUAAUUAAAAAUAUAAAAAAUAUAUUUAAUUAACAGGAGGAAAUAUAUUCUAUUUCAUUUGCUUGUAUGAAAGUUCAAGAUCUAGGGUUUUUGCUGUGUUAUAUCAUAGAUCAAUUGUUGAUAAUCUGACAAGUGGUAACCUAUUGUUCAAAUUUUUAUCUUUAAUUAAAAGUUUCAAGUCAAUUGACAGCUGGAAAGAAGGUGCGCGCGUUGGUGAAGAUUGGCGGGGUAAGGGGGUGAUGCUCUAGGGAUUGUGAUUGACGUAGCCAGCGACGAAGAGCAUCAAAGCAGAAGGAGGGUCUUCCGUUCCGGCAUAAUAGUCUCUGUGUAAUAGUCUUGUGGUGCACAAACUAAGCUUCUCGAAUUUUUCCUCUCCCCCACAACAGCCAUUCAAUUAUCAUCAAGAAUUUUUCAUUGAAUUCAUCUAAAGAAAUUGUGAUUUCGCAAUUGAUUAAUUCACCAUGGAUGAGGAAUACGACGCUAUUGUUCUCGGCACCGGUCUCAAGGAAUGCAUCCUCUCGGGAAUGCUGUCUGUCAGCGGAAAAAAAGUGCUACACGUCGACCGCAACAAGUACUACGGUGGCGAAUCUGCUUCCAUCACGCCCCUUGAAGAUCUCUUCAGCAAAUUUAAUACACCACCACCGGACGAGAGUUAUGGUCGAGGACGUGAUUGGAAUGUGGAUUUAAUUCCUAAAUUUUUAAUGGCAAAUGGAAUUUUGGUGAAACUUUUAAUUCACACUGGCGUAACACGUUAUUUAGAAUUCAAGUGCAUCGAAGGUUCUUAUGUCUAUAAAUCCGAUAAAUCGGGAAAAAUUGCCAAAGUGCCAAUUGAUCAAGCUGAGGCAUUGUCAAGUGAUUUAAUGGGAAUGUUUGAAAAGAGACGCUUCAAAAGUUUUCUUACAUGGGUGCAAAAUAUGCAAGAGGAUGAUCCUAAAACAUGGGAUGGUUUUGAUCCAUUCAGCAAUAGUAUGAGCGCACUUUACAAUAAAUUUAAACUUGAUAAAAAUACCCAGGAUUUUACUGGACACGCUCUUGCACUCUACAGGGACGACGAUUAUAUUGGAAGAAGUGCAAUAAAUACGGUUCGUAAGAUAAAACUUUACAGUGAUAGUUUAGCCCGUUAUGGAAAAUCGCCAUAUCUUUAUCCAAUGUAUGGCUUAGGGGAACUUCCUCAAGGAUUUGCACGUCUAAGUGCCAUUUAUGGAGGAACCUACAUGCUAGACAAGCCGAUUGAUGAAAUAGUCGUAGAAAAUGGAAAGAUUGUAGGCGUUCGUUCAGGAGACGAAAUAGCUAAGUGCAAACAAGUUUUCUGUGAUCCCACCUAUGUGCCUGAUCGCAUAAAACGAAAUGGCAAAGUCAUUAGAUGCAUUUGUUUGAUGGAUCAUCCAAUUUCAAAUACAGGUGAUGCAUUGUCAACUCAAAUCAUCAUACCCCAAAAACAGGUGGGACGUCAUUCUGACAUUUAUGUGUCAAUGGUUUCGCACACACAUCAAGUUGCUGCGAAGGGUUGGUUUAUUGCAAUGGUUUCCACAACUGUGGAGACAGAUAAUCCUGAACUUGAAAUAAAACCCGGUCUCGAUCUAUUGGGACCAAUUAAACAGAAAUUUGUAUCGAUUUCUGAUUAUUUUGUACCGACAGACGAUGGUAUUAAUAGUCAAAUUUUUGUUUCGGAAAGUUAUGAUGCCACGACACACUUUGAGACAACUUGCCUUGAUGUCCUCGACAUUUUUAAACGCGCCACUGGCGAAGAAUUUGAUUUGAAUAAAGUGAAACAUGAACUCGGUGACGAGGAUCAGUAACUGUAAGAAAAAAUGAAAAAAGCCCAAAAUUGGUCUAUUGAAUAAAGAAAAAAUUUUUGACAAAAAAAAAAACAUCUCGUACUAUACUGUGUAAAGAAAAAAAAAAACUCGCUCUCUUGUGUCUCAAGUUGCUGCGAGCGGAGCCUAAGAAUUCCACAAAAUUCUUACAUCCUCAAAAUAAAAAAAUGGGGGUUUAGGUAAAGAUUUUUUAGGGAAUAUAUUUUUUAAGUUAAAAAAAAAUAAUUGUAUUGAGAAACAAUUCUCAAUGUCAAUAUAUUUUUAAGUUUAGAGGAAGAGAAGAAUAAAUUUGGCAAUAUGUCCAAAAAAAAAGUAAUUGCAUUUAACGAACAAAAGGGCGACGAGAUAAAGAGGAGGGAGAGGGGAAAAAGAGAAAGAGGUCAAAUACAGGAAUUUCCAACAUCUCAAAUCAAUACUUCUUACCUAAAAAGUCUUACAAUAAAAAAAAAUAACAUUAAGAAGAAAGUACAAGUGUUGACGCGCAUCUAAGCGAAGAUAUUGCAAAUGUACCAUAUUUUAACUAACGAAUGUUAUACUGGUUAUACAUAAUGUAAACGAAUUGUCUAUUAUGAGUGUGACCGAUACGAGAGAAAGAGAGAGAAAGAAAGAAAGAAAGAGAGAAAGGAAAUUUAUUCAAGUACCUCCUAAGUGAACGAUCUCGUUAAAAAAAAAAUAAUCCAAAUUUAGAAACGAUGAAUUUUUCUUCAAGCCGUCGUUUUUAAACAAUUACGAUCGUAACGACAGCAGGCCUUCGUUUAGAAAAUGAUCUAAAUUAUUGUCAUACCUAGCAUUAUUAUUAUUAUUUACUAUUAUUAUUAUUAUUAUCAUCAUAGUAAUUAUCAUUGUAAAGAAACUGCAAAAAAUCUGUAUACAAAUUGUAUACUAUAUUAAACUUUAUACAAACAAUGUACACUUAUAAUGUUAUAAUAAUUAUACAUUAUGCAUUAUUAUUAUAUAUUAUAAUAUAUUAUUAUUAUUAUAAAAUUAUAUUAUUAUAUAUAAUAAUAUUGUAUAUAUUAUAUAAUGUAAUGUUAUAAGAAUCUUAUCAGAAUCGAAUGGUUAUUAUAAUACGGGCUGCAUGUGCUAUGGGAAAAACUAUUUUAGAAUUAGGGGAAAGUACGUUAAACACAAAUAAAAAGAAUAUGAAAAAUUAUUUGUGAUAUGUGUGAAUGUGCAAUGUGGCGAAAAACUGGGCCGAAAAAGUACGAAGCAUUAUCAAUUUUACAAACUUUAACAAAUAUUAUUGAAGCAUUUUUCUCUUUCGUAAAAGCUUAUAAUAUACAAUAAUAAAUUUUUGCUUUUUCAUAAAUGUGUCGUGAUAAUUGUCGUUAAUUGUUUAUUAUUAAAAGAAAAAAAAAAAAAAAGAAAAGCAUGUUUACUGUGUCUGAAUAAUUAAAAAAAAAAGUUUUUGCCGUGCUUCCACGCCCUUGCAUAAUAAAGCUAAAAUUCUAGCUACACGUGAAUCAACAUAACGUACAAUCUCACAAAUUAUCAAAACAUAAAAAUAUCCGUUUCGCCAAGCGAAACAUUUUCAGGAUAUGGCGAUUACUGUAAUACGAGAACCUUACAAAUAAAAACAUAUUGUGCUACUUUCUCUCUUA
Molecule: messenger RNA, 3418 nt
Organism: Leptopilina boulardi
Lineage: Eukaryota; Metazoa; Arthropoda; Insecta; Hymenoptera; Figitidae
Gene: Gdi
Product: rab GDP dissociation inhibitor beta
Exons: 6
Coding region: 462-1799 (445 amino acids)
Biological process (GO): protein transport; vesicle-mediated transport; small GTPase-mediated signal transduction
Cellular component (GO): cytoplasm
Molecular function (GO): Rab GDP-dissociation inhibitor activity
Source: RefSeq, a predicted model, not a curated record